UGGGGAGCGUAACAGGGCGGGGCGAGGGCUUGCCUCCCCGCCCGCUGGGUCGGGCUAACGGCUUCCGGUCCCGAUGUCUGGGAGGGGCCGGGGAGAGGCGGUGCCCCGCAGCCGCUCCAAGAUGAUGGGCUGCGAGGAAUCAGAGCUGAAGUCGGGAGAAGGGGAGGCGGUCGUAGCGGCCCCGGGGCCACCCCCGGAACCCCGCGCCCCGGAGCCCGGAGCCCCCGUGCCCGAGCCAGGCCUGGAUCUCAGCCUGAGCCUGAGCCCGAGCCCGCGGUCCGAGAGCCCCGAGCCGCCGAACUGCAGCCCGGGGCGGGGGAAGGGGCGGGCAAACCGGCGGGGCGGGGCCCGCAAGGAGCGGCAGGUCCGUUUCCGCCUGGCGCCACCCUCCCCGGUCCGGGCCCAGCCGCUGCCCGUCCCUGCCGCACCGGGCGAGAAGCCCGCGGCGUCGCAGGACCUGGGUGCGCCCGCGUCGCACAGCAGCCUGGCUCUGAGCCUCGAGCUGCAGGCCGCGCGGGCCGCAGCCGCGGGCCAGUUCGACGCCGCGAAGGCGGUGGAGGAACAGCUGAGAAAGUCGUUCCAGACCCGCUGUGCCCUGGAGGAGAGCGUGGCCGAGGGUGAGGGGGGGGCAGCUGGCAGGCCGGGCGCGGGAGUUGGGGUGAGAGGCGCGGCUCACCUCCGCUCCCCCUGCGUCUCAGGACUGAACGUGCCGCGCUCCAAGCGGCUUUUCCGCGACCUGGUGAGCCUGCAGGUGCCCGAGGAGCAGGUUCUGAGCGCGGCGCUGAGGGAGAGGCUGGCGCUCCUGCCCCCGCAGGCCCGAGCCCCGCCUCCGAAGGAGCCCCCUGGGCCAGGGCCGGACAUGACGAUGCUGUGUGACCCAGAAACGUUAUUUUAUGAAUUUCCACACCUGACCCUGGACAGUCUGCCCGCUCUCCGCCUUCAGCCCCGGCCCCGCCCUUCGGAGGAUACCUUCCUCAUGCAUCGAACGCUAAGGCGAUGGGAAGUGUAGACCAGGAGGCGCCCGGAAUUGCUUGUAUUUUUUUGUUGAAAGUAACAUAAUAAAGUGGUUUUGCUAACAA
Molecule: messenger RNA, 1079 nt
Organism: Myotis lucifugus (little brown bat)
Lineage: Eukaryota; Metazoa; Chordata; Mammalia; Chiroptera; Vespertilionidae
Gene: PPP1R35
Product: protein phosphatase 1 regulatory subunit 35
Exons: 3
Coding region: 74-1009 (311 amino acids)
Biological process (GO): negative regulation of phosphatase activity
Molecular function (GO): phosphatase binding
Source: RefSeq, a predicted model, not a curated record